Molecule: messenger RNA, 2289 nt
Organism: Scleropages formosus (Asian bonytongue)
Lineage: Eukaryota; Metazoa; Chordata; Actinopteri; Osteoglossiformes; Osteoglossidae
Gene: glmna
Product: glomulin, FKBP associated protein a
Exons: 20
Coding region: 214-1989 (591 amino acids)
Cellular component (GO): cytoplasm
Molecular function (GO): ubiquitin-protein transferase inhibitor activity
Source: RefSeq, a predicted model, not a curated record
UUAGAAACGAUUCUACAGUUAGCGAGGGAAAAUAAGCAUGGAAAAAAACGCGUUUUAUACAGUUCUACGGGAAGCGGUGGAGCAGUGCUGCGAUGAGCUGAAUAAAUCCUCUUAAAGAAGAGCGUCCAAGGCUGCGGGCACAUUGACAGAGCCAGACUGGGUCCUGUAACAGGCAGUGCUGCUGGUGGGAGGACAGUUUGAGAUUUCGACAGGAUGACCCUCUCGCACUUGAAAGAUAUCGUCCGGAGAUGUCAGGCUGUCCAGGAUGACAACUUCAAGCCGGAGGAUUACGAACUGUUUCAGAUCGCCGGGCGGGAGGUCGUUGAGCAGGGCGGCAGCGCGCAGCUCCUGGAAGUGAUCAAAGAUGAGAAAAACAAGAACAUCGUGAGGGCGAUGGGAUGGAGUCUGCUGGGCCCUCUGGUGAAGGUGCUCAUCGAGAAAGAGGAGGAGAGUCUUCCUCACUGCCUGGCUAUUUUUACCCACAUACUAGAGGUUUGCAGUCCCAAAGAACUGCUCGUAGGACUGCUGGAGCAAGUUGAGGAUGCACAUCCGGACUCCAUCACGGACACUGUCAUCCUUCUGCUCCAGCCCCUCCAAAAAGUGCUGCUGAAGCUGGGCAGUAAGAAGGCCUCAUCCGUGGGCAUGGCGCUGGCGACGGUGCUGAGUCAGGUGGCGCGGCUGCCGGUGCCCUACACGGCGGCGCAGGAGGAUGAAGACGCGUUCGGCCUGUGCCGCUGCUGUGCCGCGCUGCUGGCCUUCGUCGAACCCUUCGUGCAGGAGGUUCGGCUGAGCCUGGGGAAGGGCGGCCUCCAGGACGACGAGCUGAGGACCGAGCUGCUCAAGUUCUGUAUGAAAUGCCUUAAGGAGCCACUCAUGGAGGCAAAUCUAAAGGAGGACCCAGACUCUUCCCAGAAGUUUCCCCUUAGGAGGUUCGCCUCCGAGAUCCUGCUCAUCCUGUCUAGCAUCAGGGAGGCCCUUCCCAGCCUCCUGUUCCACCACCUGCUGAAGCGCAAGGAGGAGCCAGGUUUCUUGGAGGAGGACGUCCGGUACCCCAGGGAGUCGCUGGCCUGCUUGGCCUACUUGCUGUUUGUGGAGCACAUUGGUUCAGAGAGCUUCCCUGCUGUCUUCAGCCCCGUGUUUGUCCUGCAGUGUAAUAUGGAGUACAUCGAUCUUUUACUGAGCAGAAAGGAGGAGUCGCGCUUGCAAAAGGGACUGGACCUGUAUGAGAAGAGUCUGGUGAGGCUGGAGGACAACAGCUUACCUGUGAUGCUGCUAGAGCUCAAGACCUUCCUCAGUGUUCCUCAGAACCUGGUGAACGUGAUGACCUUAUGUCCAAUUCAGAAUCUGAGAACCCGUGCUCUCUCUGUGUUCCAGCUGAGCAUCGAUAAAUUCGAUAUGGAGGCCAAGUACAAGUUCUUCAGAUGCAUGCUGAAGACGAGCAGCCAUGCUGGCGUUGAGGGCUACGUCAUUAAGAAUAUCAGAAAUCAGAUUGACUUUGCUCUCAAGCCUGGCAAUGGAAACCCCUGGUUCCUGGGUAUACACCUGCUACCCCUCCUCCGCCUGGCACUGAGCCUCCCCCAGGGCCCGGAGACAGACCUGCUGCAGGGCUUGGACAGGAUUAUGGAGUCUCUCAACCUCCUGAGAUACCUGCUGCUCAGGGACAAAGAGUCUGAGAACGAGACGGGGAUCUGGACGGAGCUCUACAGGAUCGAGGACAGCUUCAUGAAGCCUCUGCGGCUGGGGCUCAAUAUGUCACGAGCCCACUAUGAAGCGGAGCUCAAGAGCGUUCGGGAGAGCAGAAAGCUAAGAGCUCGAGAGGCCAAAGCUGGUGGGCCCGUUUGCACUGUGACAGUGGGAGGCGAGAAGUUGCCCAACAUGACCCCUGAGAUGCAGCUUCAAGUCCUGCAGUCAGCCCUGAACACUUUCGAUAUGAUCGAGAUCGUACUGGCUCGAAUUGAGGAAAUCACAGAGGUAAAGCCAAAUGUCUAACAAGGAGAAGAAAUGGGACUGAUCCUUAUACUAAACUCACCUGUGUUCAUUUUAUUUUUUUAAACUGUGGCAGUGCUCUGCUUUCCCCUCUAUUACAUGUGUACAUGAAGAAUAUUAUUUAUGGAAAGAUGAUAGAGAUGCUAGCGGAUGCUGUUGUUCCAUUUUUACCUGACUAGUAAAAUUUAUGCUGCUAGAAGUGACUGCUGAAGUUGGUGAACUAAGAUGGCUUUGUAUUUGCAUGGUCAAGGACGUGCAUGUGACAAUUUUUUUUUUUUUAACACAAAACACCAUUUUUUAAAA